ACUAACCCGACUUCCCAUGGGAAGGAUAAUUCGUCUCUUCAGCAAGGAAACUGCAAACCUGUUUUAAAUGAGAUGACGUCGGGCAACCAGUGUUUACUCCUAACCUUGAGUUUGGUAUCACUGUUACUAUGUCUCCAAGCUCAUUUUGUGUUCAGUCACCCGCCGGUCACAACCCGCCCUCCUGAUGCAGCUCAACCCUGGAAUUUGCAUGGGACUCCUGGUGAUGGCUAUUACACUGAAGUGCAAAUUGGGACUCCACCACAGAAGUUCAAUCUUUUGGUGGACACUGGUAGCAGCAAUCUAGCAAUAGCAGGUGCACCUCACGAAGAACUCGAGAGCUUCUAUGUCCAUCAGAGCUCCUCUUCAUAUGUUGACCUGGGCAAGGAUGUCGAAAUGGUUUAUACUCAGGGUAGCUGGCGAGGGCAUUUAGGCCGUGAUUUGGUCUGGUUUCCAAAACUUCAAAACACAGAGCCACUGGUCACUGAUUUAGCCCUCAUUACAUCCUCGAACAACUUUUAUGUUAAUAAUUCCCAUUGGCAGGGUAUUAUAGGCCUCGCAUUUGCGGCCUUAUCCCAGCCAAAAGGCGAUGUUGUUCCGUGGUUUGACGGCCUUACCGCCAAAAACCACACUGCUAACACUUUCACUAUCCAGUUGUGUGGUCCCUUCAGGCAAGGAAAUGUCACUCGCCACCAAGGAAAGCUUUACAUUGGAUCUGAUGCUGGUGAUUGUCCCGCACCAUCAGUCACAAGUCCCAUAAGAAGGCCAUGGUUUUACGAGGUCCUUGUCGUUGCUAUGGCCAUAGGCAAGACAGUCCUUGACAUACCGUGUGUUAAGUACAACACUGCCAGCAGCAUUGUUGACUCUGGCACGUCCAACCUUAGAUUACCAUCAAAGGUUUUCAAAGCUGUGCUCGCGGAGUUGCGCAAACAGACAUCGGCAACAGAGCCCCCCCUGCCGGAAGAUUUUUGGUCUGGGAGUGAGGAGAUCUGCUGGCAGCCAGAUCAUGAGGUAUGGACUGCAUUUCCGAACAUAACAGUCCAUCUAGCCCACAGUGAAUUAUGUCAGAGGAAAAGGGGUAUGGACUGCAUUCCGAACAUAACAGUUCCAUCUAGCCCACGUAGUAACAACUCGGUCCUCAUCAUCACCACUUCACCAUUGUCGUACCUAGGCCAGCCCAUCGAUGUGUCUGAGACGAUCUGCUGGCUGCGAACACACACAGGCACUCUAGGUGCACAACGAAGAACUGGUGCUGUCAUUUUGGAAGGACUCUGUGUAACCUUUGACCGUGCUCAUGCCACAAUUGGAUUUGCCGAAUCAUCCUGUGGGCCAGCUGUGAAACUGAGCAGCAUUUACAAUGGAUCGGACUGGCAUUCAUGUGUGUAUAUCCCAAGCACAGUGGAUGGGCUGACACUCGCCUCCUACAUCAUGUUGGGAUUGUUGGGACUCCUCUCAGUGCCACUGGUGCUCGCUGCUCUACGUUGGGCCUGGAGGUCAUUUGUAGUGCCAAGGCUCAACCCAGAAGUGCCAUUCCUUACACUGGACGAGACCAACACCUGAGACACCUGGGCAUUAGGGGUUUGGCAUUGUAUAUCUUUCUGUUUUGGUGUUCAGUCAAAGGUGGUCAGAGCUGGAAGCCAAGUGUCUGUGUGUGUGGGUUUGGAGAGUCAUGAAUUUUUCACAGCGAUAUGUUUUUAAAUGGGUAAGGGAAGAAAGUGAUAUUGUGUCGUUAGUUUAUGAGGGGAUUUUGUUAUCUUGUAUCAGGAAUUUUUUUAAUGUGCUAAGUGAGUAAAGAGUAAAUGACUUAAUGCCAUUCCAUGUCAUGUGUAGGUUUCGCCAAGACAAACAAACAAAUUCGAGAUAAUCAGACAUUGCGUAUGAUAUUUAGUCUCUACUGUGUUGGUGCUAUUGUCAGUUGCAUUUACAUUAAAAUCAUCACCUCAAUUUAGAGUACGGUAAGUGCCCGAAAUGUACAUGUACAUUUAUGAAUAUACUGAAUACACAGUAACAGAAAACCAGAUAAUGGUGGUUGGAAGUGUGUGUGUAUAUAUAGUCUAAGAUUUUUCUUUUUUGAAUACUUAAUGUUUACAAGAAUACUACUUUUAAGUCACAUCCAUGUAGAAUGUUAUAAGAGUGUGAAAAGUUCAUUUUUGUAUUGUUAGAUUUAAAAGGAUAGAGUAAUCUAGAUGAUAUAGCUGUUUAUUUGUGAUUUAACUGCCUUGACUUAAAUUUAUCUUAAAUAUCAUUAUGUGUAAUCUUGUAUGGAAUGUUGGUAAUUAAUAAUGUGUAAUAGGUAUGUAUUUACAUAUG
Penaeus vannamei (Pacific white shrimp) is the source of this 2307-nucleotide messenger RNA. NCBI's taxonomy places the organism in Eukaryota, Metazoa, Arthropoda, Malacostraca, Decapoda, Penaeidae. The record is from RefSeq and is a predicted model, not a curated record.